Messenger RNA from Magallana angulata, 2394 nucleotides. RefSeq lists its product as uncharacterized. Bases 1110 to 1568 code for a protein of 152 amino acids. The record is from RefSeq and is a predicted model, not a curated record. The transcript has 2 exons. NCBI's taxonomy places the organism in Eukaryota, Metazoa, Mollusca, Bivalvia, Ostreida, Ostreidae.
UGAUUUGUAUGAGACUAUUGUUUGGAGUGAUAUUUUUAUUUCUUUCUUAUCAUGCCCAACACAAUUAAAAUUGCAUUUGCUGUUUUGGCAUAACAAAUAUAGAGAGAAAGUUAAGUCAAAUGAUGGAAAACUCUGUAAUAAUUGCAAUUGGAAGGGACAGAUUUGGAAACUUUUGCUGAACAAAAUCAAUGGAAUUUAUUUCUUUCUUGCUUAAGAUAUUAUUAAUUUUCUCAAUAAACAUCUUGGAAGUUAGUACAUCUAGACAAAAAUAUGUUAUAAUUACAAAGAUUACUUACUUUGAGUCUUCUCUCCUCGAAACUGUAGACUCCAAAUAACCUGCUUACUAAUGACUUCAGUUUUAUAAGGCAGGUGUUUGAAGCCAUACACUUAUAAAAACACAAUGCCAAUAUAUUGCUGACAAGGGUGGAGGGGAUACAAGAGAGUUGUUGUUUUAAACAUCUACACCAGGGCACGACACAUCUCCUGAAGCCAUUGUGUCAUUAAUAGAUACUUUCAAGUUCAACAAAGGAUAUGUAGUAACAAAUACCAUCAAAUACAGAAAACAUUUUUGCUUUUAAUAUAGGCUUUUAAUGAUGAAUUUUCUCUGGAUUAAUCUUAUAGCCAGUUUCAGAAAUAAUAAAUAUCUUGAUACAUGGUACAUGCCUAUAUAACAAGUAAACUGGCAUGGUUUAGUUUUUAUGAAACAUGGGUUGCAUUACGCAAUAAUAAUAAUAAAAAUACAUGCAAUCAAAUAGAGAUAAAGGAUAUUUAUUUACAUAUAAAUGGAAAAAGAGUGGGUUUUUUUCAGCAUGCAAAUGCUUUACUGGCAUUGUAUGUUUCAGUGUUAAGAAUAUUUAAAGUAAUUUAUGUAAGUAAAUUAUCUAGUAUGAUGACUACUUCCUAAGUUUAAGGGGGGGGGCACUACCUUUACACUAAAGAUCACUUUAUCCUUCUAUGUCCCGCUUUAUUAGAAACAGUUUAUAGCAACAAAACUCUUCAUUUGUUUUCUUUACAAAUCUGUAAUUUUUUAUUAAGAAGAAAACUGAUGCAUGGAAUAAUUGAUACAUUUUUGUUAUAUACUUUUGUUUCAUAUGUGUAUUUAUUUAUAAAUGUCUUUUAUAGAGGCUGUGAAAAGGGUGUGGAGGAACAUGCGAGAUGAGAACAAGAGGAAGGAAAAUGGAAAAGUUCAACAGCACAGGGAAAGGAAUAAAGCAGCAAAGCGCAAGAGAGAUAAACUGAAGAGUAGGCUGAUUCAGCUGGAGCGGGAUGAAUUUUUCACGCGGGAGGAGAAGAAAUCUGUGAAACGUGCUUUCUCCGUAGAGACCAUGUCCCCAGAAGUGAGUGAUGACGAGGAUGCCACAAGGCGUGUGGCAAUCCCCUUCAUCUGGGAGUCUUCUAAAAUGACGGACAUCAAGCGAGUUCUUGACGCGGAUUACCGUCAAUCCCUUGUGGCGCAAUCACGUAGACAGAAGUCCAAAGUGUUCAGAUCUACAACAGACGCCGUGAGAACACCGCCUCCGAAGGACAUCCCGAGCUGGGUCAUCUCGUCCACGUACGCCAUGGAGUGAUGCGACUCGAGUGAAUUAUUUAUUUAUUAACAUGUUUGAAUAGUUGCUGUUUUUAUGACUCACAGAUAGUAUUUAUUUUGAGUAUAUAUUUUUUGUGUUAUUUUUUCAUUGGUUAUAAUUUGAGAUGUUUAUAUGUAUAUACUUGUACUUAAGUUAUUUUAAGAAGCAGUGUUUAUCUUUUUUGCAAGUCCCUUGUUGUUAAUAUUUGUCUAAAUAAUGCAUAUUAUCUUUGUCAUUCAGUUUUACUUGUGUAUGUUGCAAUGAAUAGUUUGUUGUCAUUGACACAGAAUAAUUUAUCUUGUAAUAUGUUUAUUAAAAAUCCCUAGCCUAUUUAUUGAUAUCUUUAAAUUAAAAAGAAUGAUUGGGAUUUACAGUGUAGGAAUUGGACACAGAUUGAAAAUUAGUAUUCUUGAUUAAUCUCUUAAAGCUUGUUUUUCCAAUUUCCAAUGUAUUGUAUGUAGCUCACUGUGAGGGAAUAAAUUCAAUAUAUGUUGUGCAUUGAAAUUGAGUUGUUAUAUAUAUGGCAAGGGAAAAAGUGAUGAAUGACUUAUAAAUACGUUUUAGUAUGUUUCAGUUGCGGAAACCACUGUAAUAAAUAAAUUUUUUAUAUAUAUGUAGAACUAUAUAUACCCAAACGGUUUAAGUGUGUCGAAAUGAUCAGGAAAUUUCAUUUAAGUUUCCAUUGCGGAAACCAUAAGUAAACAUAUAUCCAACUAGUAUAUGUAGGUUGAAACCAUGCAGAAACUUCAAGUUUCAUCAAGUUUCCAUUGCGGAAACCAUUGGUAGACAAUAGAUAUCCAGAUGGUAUAUGUAGAUUGAAACCAUG